Messenger RNA from Sitophilus oryzae (rice weevil), 1586 nucleotides. Its product is annotated as alpha-L-fucosidase-like. Gene Ontology annotation, molecular function: alpha-L-fucosidase activity. The record is from RefSeq and is a predicted model, not a curated record. Bases 52 to 1434 code for a protein of 460 amino acids. NCBI's taxonomy places the organism in Eukaryota, Metazoa, Arthropoda, Insecta, Coleoptera, Curculionidae. The transcript has 8 exons. Gene Ontology annotation, biological process: glycoside catabolic process; fucose metabolic process. Gene Ontology annotation, cellular component: lysosome.
CAUAAACGGACGUUAUUAUUCUGAUUAUUGCCGCUGAAUCGUGACGCUCGAAUGAUGACCCUAAAGUUGUUGUUGUGCGUAAUAUUAGUCUCGAUCUGCAGUGUAUUUAAAGUUAGUUGUGGAAGAUACGAUCCAACUUGGUGGAGUUUGGACACUCGCCCUUUACCCAUUUGGUAUGAUAGGGCUAAAAUAGGUAUUUUCGUUCACUGGGGCGUGUUCUCAGUGCCUAGUGUUUAUUCGGAAUGGUUUUGGGCCGACUGGAAAUCUGAUGAAGAUGUUGACAUCAAGGAAUACAUGCAGAAAAAUUUUCCACCCAACUUCACUUACCAAGAGUUUGCAAAGGAUUUUACCGCAGAAUUUUUCAAUGCCACCCAGUGGGCGGAUCUCUUUGCUAGAGCUGGUGCUAAGUAUGUAGUGCUGACAAGUAAACACCAUGAAGGUUUUACACUUUGGCCAUCCAAGUACUCAUUCGGUUGGAAUGCUCAAGAUAUAGGACCGCAUAGAGAUAUUGUUGACGAGCUUGGUACUGCUGUGAGAGACGCCAAUAUGACAUUUGGUCUUUACCAUUCUUUGUACGAGUGGUUUAAUCCAUUGUAUUUAGCGGAUAAAGCGAAUAAUUAUACAACUCAGGAUUUUGUAAUGAACAAGAUCCUACCUGAAAUGCGUGAAUUAGUAGAGAAUUACAAACCGUCAGUUCUAUGGUCCGAUGGAGAUUGGGAAGCAAACGAAACAUAUUGGAAUUCUACAGAAUUUAUAGCUUGGUUAUACAACGACAGUCCAGUACAAGAAGAAAUAGUUGUUAAUGAUAGAUGGGGAUCGUCAAUUCCUUGUCACCAUGGAGAUUUCUACACGUGCUCUGACAGAUAUGAUCCAGGUAUACUACAAAAUCAUAAAUGGGAAAAUGCAAUGACAAUCGAUAAGAAAUCAUGGGGAUUUAGAAGAAAUGCAGUGUUGGAUGAUUACUUAACACCCACGGAACUAAUAACAACUUUGGCACGAACAGUGAGUUGUGGAGGUAAUUUAUUGAUUAACGUUGGACCUACAAAAGAAGGAAUAAUAAAUCCAAUAUUUGAAGAAAGAUUAACACAGCUGGGCGAUUGGUUAUCUAUAAACGGAGAAGCUAUCUAUGAAACCGUUCCAUGGUUGGUUCAAAAUGAUACUUACAAUGGAAACGUAUGGUACACAAGCUCGCCUUCUUAUGGAGGAAACUACCUCUACGCUAUUAUUCUAGAAUGGCCCAGAAAUGAUAUUCUGACUUUACAAUCGCCCAGACAAAUAUUUGAGAUGUCUGUCAAUUCAGUGGCGAAAUUAUUGGGAAAUGGCGAUACAAAAUUAAAAUGGGCCUUGACAAAAGAUCACGUUGAAAUCAGAUUACCUAGUAAAGCGACGGUGCAGAACCCAAUAGCUUGGGUUCUAAAAAUUAUUCCUGGAUAACAGUGUAUAGAUACUGUAUAUUGUAGACUUAGGUAUUUAGAUAUUUUUUUAAAUAUGCCUUACGAUUAUUUUAUGCUCACAAAUCAUUAUAGUAUAAAAUAAAUUUUGUAAAUUUCCUGAAUUGGAAUAAUUAGACAUAACUGUUAAAAAUC